CCAGUCACGUUUGACAUGAUUUGUCGGCGGCUGGACGGUGAAGUUCAGGAGUAAAACAUGCAGACACUCAUCUUUUGAAUGUUGUCGCCAUACAGGGUAACUUAUUGCCAGAGUAAACACGGGGCACAAUGGUGAAGUAUUUCUGCUGCGCAGGUUUGCUCAAAAGCACCUGGGACCAAGUCUGUGUUGCUUUCUGGCAGCGAUAUCCGAAUCCCUACAGUAACCAUGUUUUGACAGAGGACAUUAUUUUCCGGGAGGUUACUCCAACCAACUGCCUCAUUUCCAGACGCCUGUUGACCAAAACAAGCCGAGCGCCUCGCUGGAUGGAGCGGUACCUUCCAAAGCACAUGGCCAGCUCAGCAUACAUCAUCGAGGACUCUAUUGUGGACCCUCAGAAAAGGACCAUGACCACCCUCACAUGGAACAUUAGCCACGCUCGCCUCAUGUCGGUGGAAGAGCGGUGCGAGUACCACAUUAACCCCGACAAUGGCAGCUGGACGGAGAUAAAGAGAGAAGCUUGGAUCUCUUCCAAUGUCUAUGGCCUCUCUAGAGCUAUUCAGGAAUUUGGUCUUGCAAGGUUCAAGACGAGUGUUACGAAGACCAUGAAAGGCUUUGAAUAUGUGCUGGCCAAAAUGCAAGGUGAAACUCCAUCAAGAACCUUAGCAGAAACUGCUACAGAGCGAGCAAGAGAGACAGCACUGGCAGCUAAGGAGAAAGCCAAAGACCUCGCCUCACAGGCCCAGAAGAAACAAUACGUGUGAUGCACUGCGGAGAUCUUCGGUUCUUUCACCACUGAUACUGGGACAGAUUUGUCAUUACCUCCCCCUCGUGGUUCAGUCGAGCAUUGGGGUAAGACAAAUUGAUCCCGGUCAUGGGUAGACACCUCUAUGAGGAAGCAACUGAAAUGGUGGGUGGACCAUAAUAGGCCUGAGCUGGGUUCAAGAGCCUGUUCCAGCUUCCUGGAAUAUAUUGUACCUUUGAUACCAGAUCAUCUCAGUAUUCAACCAUAGAUAGAGAUCUUAGGGAAUGGCCAAAUAUGGCUAAGCGUGCCAUAAAAUAAUAAUGGCACUUUGCCAACCUUGAUACUCAUCCUCAGACCUCAGCUCAACCUCUGUGCCCAUCAACAACGUUUACUCUUUACUCUCUUCCUUUCUGUAUUUCAUGUUAUUUUGCAACAGCUUUUUGUUCAGGUGCUGUAAUUAGCAUACCACCGAAUAUACGAUUAAUUCAAACCCGUGUAUGAUUUACUGCUGUUGUAUGUUUUGUCGCCGUCAUGUUAUGUUUUAGUUCAGUUCACCGAGCCACACCUUAAUCCAGGGUUCCUACACAUUUUCCAUGUCAAAGUUCCAUACUUUUCCAGAUUUCUCGGUAGAGUUUUCAGACAAUAUUUGGCUCCUGAAUUAAGAUAGCGAGAAUGAGUUGGAAAAAUUUGAAUUAACUAAAGCACUGUCUUUGUAGCUUUAUUUAUCCACUGUGUCCAUGGAAAUAACAAUGAAUGCAGCCAUGAAGGUAUGAUUUGCUUACACAGAAAAUCAGUCUGUUUACCUUUCUGAUAACUACAUCACUGCACCACUCAAAGAUGUUCAGAUGAGCUCAACAUUUGAUAACGUGCGAUGCUAUGCAUGCAUGCAAGUCAGAGAUAGUGUGGCAAUUUCAAACUAAUGUGGUCGCCGAUGUCCAGAUUUGGGACAGUUGGGGCAGAGCUGUAUUGCAGGUUAUAAUGUGCAAGUGUAGAGGCAGCUCCAUGAAAAAGUGCGAUCAGUCACAAGCUGUAUGUCUUGCUUUGCUUUCGGUGACACCAAGCUCACUCUGCCCUGCACUCUGUCACAAACAUUUUGACUGCACUGGCUACCCGCUCCAAACAUCAUUUAAAAAAAGAAAUUCUUCUUGAAAGAUCCAUUUAUUUUAGAAAUUCUGAUUUUUAUAUUUUAUAAAACAAAUCAGUAGAAAAGUCUAGGAACACAUUUUCCAUAGCGGCUUUUUUUUUCUGUACUUACCAAAUCUGGAACUUAGUAAAAAUUAAUUUCUAUACUGCGUAGGAGCCCUGUUAAUCAUCCUACCCAGACUGAUUGCUUCACUGACUGAAGAGGGACCCGUAUUGUCAUAGCUUGAUAAGAAAUACUCACUUAGCACUUGUGGUAAGAUCCGGUCGCAAUGGACAUCAUUGUCUUUACCUAAAUUUAAAAUGUGUGUACAAAGGCAAAAAAUGUUACCUUGUAUUGUACAUUCAGCUUAGGUCUGAUGACACAACCCCAUGCAACAAUGUGCUCUUACUGUAUCAAUCAAUCAAAUAUCAGCUUGUCAAUAAAUGGACAAUUCCUUUGUAAAAAAAA
This is a messenger RNA of Plectropomus leopardus (leopard coralgrouper), 2333 nucleotides long. RefSeq names its product PRELI domain containing 1a (gene prelid1a). NCBI's taxonomy places the organism in Eukaryota, Metazoa, Chordata, Actinopteri, Perciformes, Serranidae. Gene Ontology annotation, cellular component: mitochondrial intermembrane space. The record is from RefSeq and is a predicted model, not a curated record.